AUCAAGCAAAGGAUCUGUGUUGAUAGGUACCCGGACUCAUCAGUAUUGGUUCCAGUCGGCAGCCAAUGUGUUCCUCUUUCACAUGACGGCACAUGGUAUCUAGAAAACACCGAAGAUCGCUGUUUACCGACCCAACACUAUGGCUUUGGCCGGGAGAAGCCGGCUAAUUCUCGGCCUAGUUUUUCUGUGGAGCACGGCGUCUUUACUGAGUGUCGGUGAUGCUUGGCGACACUGGCAUCCAAGUUACUCAGACCCGGACGAAGCGUAUGACGUAAAGAGAAAUGUCAUUCAACCCGUGGUGAAAAAGAGUGCGCAAUUAGCUUCAUACAAAGAUGGCGCGCAUCCCCGUUAUAGAAGGAAUACUCUGCCGAUCAGCUACAGAAGCCUCACAUCAGGCCAGCAAGGCCCAAGCGUUGCACCUCACUGCACUGCCUGGUCUCAGUCACACUUCCGAACAUUUGAUGGGAAGACCUUUAAUUUCCACGGUGCCUGCCAAUACACGCUGGUCCUGGACUGUUCAUCUUUCACCUUCCGUAUCUCCAUUAAGAAUGACAUGGAGUGUUUCACACCAGGUACCGGUGUCUCAUGCAACCGAACUGUAGAGAUUCAUAACGGUGAUGCUGCAUCGCCAAUCUACCUGAGGCCUGGGCUGGUGGUGGGGCAUGAGUUGUCCAGUCUUGAUCUCCCGACCUCACUCGAUGGCCUGGUAAUAGAGAAGGUUGGCGAUAGUAUCAUGGUCACCAGUGGGCUUGGUUACAAGCUGCUGUAUGAUGGUGAUGAGAGUGUUACCGUCUACAUCACCUCAGAUAACCUGAGACAGCAAACCUGUGGCUUGUGUGGAGUUUACAAUGACGAUCCAUCUGAUGACUUCAAGGGACCGUUUGGAACAUACGACAAUGCCUAUGACUUUGGUCUCUCUUGGAAAGAAGAUGGUGAUUGUGAAGACAUCCCAAGGCCAAGUGUCUUGUGCACAGAGAUUUUUAUUCCACCUCAUCUAGUUCACCAGUACAAGGGCUUCAUUGACCUUUCCAAUUUUGUAAAAGCAACCUGCAAGGCACUAGAGGAUGAACCAUCCUUCGCGAGUUGUCAUUCGAUUAUUAAUGUCAAUCCUUACAUUGAAGCCUGCCAGAGGGAUGUGUGCAAUUGUCAGAAUGGCCAAGAUGAGUGUGCGUGCAACAGCCUGACAGCGUAUGCUGCAGAAUGUGCACGAUACGGUGUCAAGUUAGACUGGAGAAACAAUGAUCUGUGUCCUUGGACCUGUCCAUCAGGGACUGUCUAUCAGAACUGUGGAACUACCUGCACCCAGACGUGCGGCUCAGCAGCAAGCGACUGUGAAGAAGAUCAUUCUGUUGGCUGUAUUGAGGGUUGUCGUUGCCCUUCCGACCGCUUUCAAAACAGUGAUGGUCAGUGUGUGAAGGAAGAAGACUGUCCGUGCAUUAGUAAUGGAGUGGAAUAUGAAACGGGAUCAACGAUAUCUGAUGGCUGUAAUGAAUGCUUUUGUAACAGUGGCAAAUGGACAUGCACCAAUAAAAUCUGUGAAACUUUGUGUUGGGCUUCUGGUGAUCCUCAUUACAAGACCUUUGAUGACACCCACUAUGGCUUCAUGGGAGCAUGUACAUACUACCUGGUCAAAGACUGCUGGAAUGAUGACGACAAGUUUGAGAUCAUUGCUGACAAUGCCCAGUGCGGUCACCCUGGUGUAACCUGCACUCAGAAAGUGAUCGUGAAGAAUGACAAUGACUAUGUCAGACUUGAUGGUGGCCACCGUGUUGUUGUCAAUGGCAAUGACAUUACACAGUUCCCAUUUACUCUUGAUGGAAUAGUGGUGGACCGCCCAACAACUUUGCUGACAGUGGUUUCACUCGGUAAUGGCAUGGUGGUUCGUUGGGAUGGCAGGAAUCGUGUUGAGAUUGUCGCUCCACCAAGUAAGUUCAACAGGACCUGUGGCUUGUGUGGAACCUUCAACAAGAACCAAGCAGAUGACUUCAUGACCCCAAGUGGUGACCGAGUUGCCUCGGCUGUGGCUUUUGGAAAUAGUUGGAAGGCCGGCUAUGAAGGAGAAGCUUGCCCAGAUGUUCCUGGAGAACCCCCAGAUGUAUGUGAGCUGUACUCGCAGAAGAAAGAUAUUGCCUUUGAGCACUGUAACAAGUUACUCACUGAGCAUGUAUUCAAGCCUUGCCACCGAGUCUUAGACCCAGGACCAUACUUGGAGGACUGCAGAUAUGACGUCUGUAAUGGCAAUGAUGGUGAUGACCAUUGUCCUUUGUUUGCUCAGUAUGCCUCUGAUUGCCGACAGAAGGGUGUCAUAUUAGACAACUGGAGAAAGGCUAUACCGGAAUGUGAUGUCCCGUGUGAAGUUCCAGGCAUGUCCUAUUCAGAGUGUGGGCCCUCUUGUAAAACGUCUUGUGAGUCACUUCGUAUCUUUGCUGACAACGAUGACUGUGUGGAUGUUUGUGUCGAAGGAUGCCAUUGUGAUAAUGGCACGGUGCUUGAUCACCGUGGCAACUGUAUCCCUGGCCACCAGUGUCCAUGCUAUGAUGAGUUUAAGUGGUAUGAUAGUGGUGAAACUAUUGAGAGGGACUGUGCAACAUGCAUUUGUCAAGAAGGUAAGUGGCAAUGUGACGAUACCACUUGCCCAAGCAUAACCUGUCCAGACAACCAAUUCUACAGUGAGUGCACUGUUCCACCAGAAUGCCGACGUACUUGUGCCAACUACCACAAUCCACCUGUGUGUGAAGGGCCAUGCUUACCAGGAUGUGAGUGCUCGCCUGAUUACACGCUUCAUAACGGAGAAUGUAUACCUGUCUCUGAAUGCCAGUGUACAUACAAAGGAGAUGUGUAUGAGCCCGGCCAAGUCAAGCGUGUUGGAUGCCAUGUUUGUACUUGCAAGAAUGCCAAAGUGACAUGUAGGAAUGAAUAUUGUGAAGGGACAUGUAUUGCAUGGGGUGAUCCACACUACCAGACGUUUGAUGCUAAGAGAUAUGACUUCCAAGGGGAAUGUGACUAUGUCCUGGUCACCAAUAGCCACUUCCCAGAUGUCAAGCAAUUCCACAUCAUUGUUGGUAAUGUGCCCUGUGGAUCAGGAGGAGUCACCUGCACCAAGGCCAUCACCAUGGCAAUAGGAAGUGGUGCUGAGCAGGAGAAAGUCAUGCUUGUCCGUGGGAAACCAAUCGAAGUGGAUACCGGUGUCGGUGAUCUGAGUGAAUUCAUUAUUACCGAAGCAGGCCUUUAUAUCUUUGUCCACACCACCAUUGGUGUCACAUUGAUGUGGGAUCGAGCUACCAGAUUAGAAGUCAAAGUAACACCGGAACAUUUUAACAGAGUUGCUGGUCUUUGUGGAAACUACAAUGAUGUCCAAGAGGAUGACUUCCUGCCUCCUGGGGGCGGUAUUCCUCUCAUUGAUCCCAUAGAAUUUGGAAACAGCUGGAAGUUGCAUGAUUAUUGUGGCAAGCCACCUCCAAUUACUGACCCCUGCGUGACAAACCCCCACCGCAAGACCUGGGCUCAGAAGACAUGUGGCAUCAUCAACUCAGCCGUCUUUGAGCCGUGUCACGAGUUCGUACCCCCAGCUGAAUACUUCCAUAACUGUGUCUUUGAUUCUUGUGCCUGUGACUCUGGUGGAGAUUGUGAAUGCAUGUGUACAGCGAUCGCAACUUAUGCACAGAUGUGUAACCAGCAAGGAAUACCAAUCAAAUGGCGGACUCAGGACCUCUGUCCUAUCCAGUGUGAAGGAUGCCUGACCUAUGAGCCUUGUAUUCCAGUCUGUGAAUCUUCAUGUGAGAACCAACAAUUCAUUCUCCCUGAUGAUCUUUGCAUGGAUACUUGUGUGGAAGGCUGUGCUUGCCCACCAGGUACCAUCUUUCACAAUGAUGAGUGUGUAGAGGAAUGCCCGCCACCACCUACCGAGCAACCUCCAACCACCAAAGCAUCAACUACAGUUGCAUCAACCACCACUGUUGCAUCAACAACUACGGAAGCAUCAACAACUACGGAAGCAUCAACAACUACAGAGUCGACAACUAAAGCAUCGACAACUGUUGAAGUACCAUCAACUACCAUUGCAUCAACAACUACCAAAGCAUCAACAACUAUGGAAGCAUCAACAACUGCAGAGUCGACAACUAAAUCGUCGACAACUGUUGAAGUACCAUCAACUACCAUUGCAUCAACAACUACUGAAGCAUCAACAACCACUGUUGCAUCAACAACCACUGUUGCAUCAACAACCACCAAAGAAUCAACAACACCUCCACCACCACAGCCAACUACUUCACCAGGAAUAUGUGAGUGUUGGGGUUAUGGUGACCCUCAUUACUUUGACUUCAAUGGUAUUGAGUUUGACGACCAAGGCCUCUGCACUUACAUCUUGGCCAAAGACAUUCAGGAUCCACCAAGAUUUGUCGUCCUCAUACACAACAUCGAGUGUGGUCUGUUCCCUGGAACCACCUGUCCUAGGGAAAUCGAGAUCUUGUAUGAUGGACACCGAAUCAGAAUGUUGGCAGAGAGGAAUGAUCAAGGGGAGUACCAGGUCAUCAUUGAUGGCACCACCUACGUCCCACCUGUUGAGUCAUAUGAUUCCUUCACAAUCAUCGAAUCUGGACUGUACAUGCUUUUUGACGCCCCCAGUAUCAGCUUGCAAGUCCGCUACUUACCUGUUGACCUUCAUUACUUCAAGGUGGAGAUCCCACAGCUCAUUUACUAUAACAGCACAGAGGGUCUUUGUGGAAACUGCGGCAAUCCUCUACCCACUUGUGAGGAGACAGGCACUUGCUGUGAUUGGCUAGCUCCACCAUCAGUACCCUCUGAAUGUGGCUGCGAUGUUGAACCCACAGAAUGUAUUCCAGGCCCUGAUAUUAUUGACUGGUGUGACAAACUGUAUGAGGACAUUUUCAGUGAAUGCCAUGAUGUAGUUGAUCCAGGUGACUUCUACAAGAACUGUCUCUACAACAAUUGCUAUGGCAAACAGCCAACGUGCUGGGACUUUGAGGCUUACGUUGCCGAGUGCUCAGCAAUGGGUAUCUGCAUCGACUGGCGUGAAGAUGACUUCUGUCCAUACACCUGUGAGAGUGAUGAGAUGCACUUCCGGGAGUGCGCUUGCCCAGAUGAUAUCUACACCAGCUGCUAUCCCUGGGAUAAGGAACCAAACGAGUGCGACAUGGAACCAGUAUCUGGUUGCUUUUGUAAUGAGGGAUCCAUGGACAACGGCAACGGAACCUGUAUACCCUGUCCCACAAUUCUUCCCACUACCCGUGCAAGGACUACUGUUAUUUCCACCACUGAACCUGUGGAAUCUACCACUCCUAAGGUUUCCACUUUACCACCACCAAAGCCAACGACACAAGAGUCCACCCCUCCAGAGUCCACAACNGUUGAGUCCACCCCUCCAGAAUCCACAACUGUUGAGUCCACACCCCCAGAAUCCACAACAGUUGAGUCCACACCACCUGCUUCUACUACCAUGGAGUCAACUCUUCCAGAAUCCACAACUGUAGAAUCAACCCCUCCAGAAUCUACAACAGCCGAACCAACUACAGUGGAAUCAACAGAGCCACCCACAACAGUUGUUACAACUAUUGAGUCCACAACAGCUGAGAGCACCACUGAACAGUCAACGGUUGUGGAAUCAACCACUAACAUUCCAUCAACUACUCCAGAUGUUGUUGAAAGCACUACUGUGGAAGUACCCAGCACCACUGAAUGUGUUCCAGGCUACCAAAAAGUCUGCAAAUGGAGUUCUUACCUGGAUGGCGAAGAAGGCCAGCCUAAUGACUUACCCUAUGAGUUUGAGUUCAUUGCUGACUUCUUGAAUGACGAACGGUAUGAGGGAGUCUGUGCUGAACCAGAUGAUAUUGAGUGUGUCCUAGCUCGUGACCACAGCGUCCCAGCUGACAUGACAAUUCAAGAUGUGCAGUGCAGCACAGACCUUGGCCUGGCUUGCUAUGAUGAUGAAAACCAAAAAUGUCUGGAUUAUGCCAUCCGGGUUCAGUGCUGUGAGGAGAAAUACACCAUCUGUGGAUCAACAGAAGCCCCUCCACCAACAACAGCUGAACCACCAGAAUCCACCACUGUCAUUGAGACAACCCCUGGAUGGCCAUCCACAACUCUUGCUGAAUCAACCACAGUUGAGUCAACUCCUCCUCCGAGCACAACGACAGAAUCCACUACUGAAGAACCACAGACUACAGUUUGUGUACCUCAUCAUGAGUUAGACUGUGAGUGGUCACCCUACUAUGAUGACAGUGACAGUCCCCAUGGUGACUUUGAGGUCCUUGGAGAUCUCUUAGAAGCCCACCCAGGAGAAAUUUGCGAGAAUCCAAGGGACAUCGAAUGUGUGCUGAGCUCAGACCACAGUGUUAGUGCCCAUCAGACGGGUCAGAACUUUACCUGCCUGCCCCAUGUAGGUUUCCUCUGUUUAGACUUUGCCAAUAACAACCGUCAGCCCUUCAAGUGUUAUGACUACAGCGUCCGCUUCCAGUGCUGUGAGAGUACCUACGUUCCAUGUGGUACCACUGAAGAGGCCCCGACAACUGAGCCUGUUGUUCCAACCACGGAACCCAAACUCACCACUGAAUCAGCACCCACCACUGAGGAUUCUACCACUGAAUGUGUAGAUGUGGUGGAGAAACAUUGUAAGUGGACACCUUGGUUGGAUGAUGAGGAGGAUAAGGUUGGGUCUCUUGGGGAGUUUGAGCUCAUCUCCACCUAUCGGGAAGAAUACGACAUCUGUGACUCACCUUCCAUGAUUGAAUGCGUGCUGAAGUCACAACCUGAUGUUCACUCAAACGAAACAAAGCAGGUGGUAACCUGUAAUACUGAUGAAGGCUUAGUGUGUCUUCACUCUGAGCAGACCGAAUUUCCUCCGUUCUGCUUCGACUACAUGAUCCGUGUUGAGUGUUGCCAGGAUAUAGUUGUCCCGUGCAAUCCGCACAGCACGGCCUUUCCGACAACUAAACCGGUAUCCACUACAAAAGCUGAGUCAACAACAAGACCGGUGUCCACCACUUCCAUGCCCAAACCCACAACAGAAGGACCAGAACCAACAACUGAGGAAGUCCCAACUACAAAACUGGCGCGCACCACUCAACCAUCAACGACUGCUGAACAAGAGUCUACCACACAACCUGAAUCAACCAUUCCUGUGGAAUCCACUACACAACCUGAAUCAACCAUUCCUGUGGAAUCCACUACACAACCUGAAUCAACCAUUCCUGUGGAAUCUACUACACAACCUGAAUCAACCAUUCCUUUGGAAUCCACUACACAACCUGAAUCCACUGUUCCAGUGGAGCCCACAACAAAGCUAACCACUGUGGAAUCCACUCCUCCACCUGAAUCCACCACACCUUGCAAGCCGAUUUAUGAAAAAGUCUGUGAGUGGACACCCUGGAUGGAUGACGAUGAAGGAAAAGUUGGCCCCAUCGGAGAGUUUGAGCUUGUCUCUACUUUCCGUGAAAUGUACGACUUCUGCCAAGAUCCAAGCCAGAUAGAGUGCACCCUCAAGUCCGACCACAAUGUCUUUGUCAAUAUGACCAAGCAGAAUCUGCUGUGCAACCCUGUGCAGGGCUUGAUCUGUUUCCAUAACGACCAGCCACAGAUUCCUCGUUGCUUUGACUACUCCAUCCGUUUACUGUGCUGCAGCUACAAGAACAUUGGAUGUGGAACUUCACCACAGCCUCCUGUCACUACAGUCGCCCCCACAACUGAGAGUGUUCCGACAUCAACUGCACCACCCCACCAUAAUGAGGUCUGCCAGCCCUACAUGUCAUCCAGACCCACCCCAAUCAUCAAAGAUGGCUGCUCUACUGCAACCCCCGUCUUCCUUCCUCAAUGCCAAGGCCGCUGUGAGUCUCACACCAUCUUCAAUGGCUUUGAGGCCAAUGGUAAUGAGUUCUGGAAAAGUACCUGCCGUUGCUGUCGCCCUAGUUCCUUUGAGACAGACUACUUUGAGCUAGUCUGCCAAGAUGGUGAGGUCAUGACACUGCCUGUGGAGAUUGUAACAGAUUGCUCCUGUAAGGAGUUUGAAUGUCAUUAAAAUGACAUACGGUAACAUAAAAACAUUGUGUUGAACAGAAGUAUCUCUUAGAAUAACGUACCAAGCCUAUAUGGCCCUACAAAUAGGUCUUUGAUAUCAAAGCUAAGAGCCAAAUUGGACACCUUGAAGUACCCACAAUUAUUCAUUCAAAGCAAGGAUAGAUUUCUGCAGCAGGAUGAGUACUGAGGCAAAAGGUGUGUAGAGAUAUCCAUCCAAACACAUGUGACCCACUAAACUGCAGGAAAAGGUCAUAGAAGUCCAUUUAAGUGCAAUGACCCUCUCAAACUGGAAAGGUUGAAAUAUCUUCUGGAAUUUCAAUUUCUUACUUGUCAAAAAACAUUGUUGAUCACUAAAAUUUCAGGUUUUUUUUUUUUUUUUUUUUUACUAAGCAUUAGGCGGGGUCCGAUUGGUUGCAAGAAAAGAAAGAUUUAAGAGGAGUCUUUCAAGCCUAAGUCUCUUUUAAACUCAUUUUUUUCUGUGUUGUGUGUAAUUUAACUCGUUAGAACCGUUUGAUGUGAAAACAAUUGUAUCUCUGGAACUGAAUUGGCCACUGAGCUCUGACUUAUGCCGAAUGAAAGCUUACUGUCUAAGAUUCAUUUGGUAUAAACUUAAAAGCCAUACAUUUUAUUUUCAUUUUUGCAAUAUAAUGUACCUUUUCUUAGAGCGGGUCACAUAUUCAUUCCAUUGUGCUAACUCCUUCGUCAGCAAGACGUUCAAUAUGACCCUUUGCCAAGUUUACGAAGACUUUAAAGCACUAGUCAUCAUGACAAAAGGUGUUAUGGUUUAUUUCAAGUGUGAUGAUUUCCUUUUAUUUUAAUUGAACUUGGCAGCUUUUGAUUUUAAGUUUUGUAGAACAGCACUUGAAUUUUCUAUAUAUUUUAAUUAGAUAUUUUUGUAAAACGGUAGACAGGCAAAUAUAAGUUGCAAAGUUUUACAAUUUUCUUUAGGCCUUUUUAUCUUUUUUCGAAUGCCAACUGAAGUUUCUUGAGUUUGAUUUUUGCAGAUUUAGAAUGUCCAACAAUGAAACAGAAUCUUAUCAGAUAAGCCCUUGAGCCUUAGCACAGUUUCAUUUGUUAAAGAGGUAAAUUUCGAAGGGAAGCUAACAUUUUCCUAUCAUUUCAGCUUUGUUUUUCAAGGUUUCUACUCCCCAAAAUUUGUUGGUGGAAACAUCACCUUUUUUAAGCUGUUUUAAUUUUACUUCACCGAUAUUCUGCCUUAGUUCUUUCAGAAAAUAUUAUUGUUCCUGCAGUUGUAGAAAUUUGGCCUGCAAAGACUAGAAAAUGUAGAGGUCCUCUUUUGUAAGUCAAACAUUCCAAGUGUUAAGCUGUACACAAAUCUUUGCAAAAUUUUGAAAUCUUGAAAUUUUUAGAAUCUCAAGUAAUGUGCCCUUUAUUUUCUAUCACCAAUUGGAAUUAUGCAGCAUUUUAUAUCCAUGGAAAGAUUCUUAGUCUUCAGGGAAAAAAAGCUGAAGUCAUCAGAAUGUGAACUUUCACCCAAAAAGUUUUCAUAGUUGCAGUAAUAAUUAACAAUUUUGAACUAAAAGCUGGAAUUAGUUUUGUUGCAUACAGAUGUGGUUAAACUUUAGGUACAGUCCCUCAUUUGUCAUUUUAGUAUUAUAUUCCUUUGAAGCAACAAAAUUACUCAAAAUCUAGAGAAGGGUGCCUAAGAACAAACCUGAUGAAGUAUAAGCUCAAUGACGACUGU
Acanthaster planci (crown-of-thorns starfish) is the source of this 9736-nucleotide messenger RNA. Its product is annotated as mucin-5B-like. Gene Ontology annotation, cellular component: extracellular matrix. Gene Ontology annotation, molecular function: protein binding. Lineage: Eukaryota; Metazoa; Echinodermata; Asteroidea; Valvatida; Acanthasteridae. The record is from RefSeq and is a predicted model, not a curated record.